Messenger RNA from Halichondria panicea, 1667 nucleotides. Its product is annotated as aspartyl aminopeptidase-like. The record is from RefSeq and is a predicted model, not a curated record. Gene Ontology annotation, molecular function: aminopeptidase activity; zinc ion binding. The transcript has 15 exons. Lineage: Eukaryota; Metazoa; Porifera; Demospongiae; Suberitida; Halichondriidae. The coding region runs from base 89 to 1504 and encodes 471 amino acids. Gene Ontology annotation, biological process: proteolysis.
UGGCAAUGUUGAUCAAGGACCUUGACCUGUAUAGCCCGCGGCUUUAAACCGGAAAGGCCAACUUCUACCAAGAGAAGUUGUCUACUGCAUGCUUAAAAUAUCCUAUUUGCAAAGGCUCAAUAUGUCUAAGAAGGUGAUUCAAGAAGCUGCUCGUGAAUUUGUCUGCUUUGUGAACAAGGGACCCUCUCCGUACCAUGUUGUUGACGAGUGUAAGAGUCGGCUACUGUCUGCCGGGUUCACUGAGCUCAGGGAGAGAGACAGUUGGAGUAUUGAUCCCUUGGGAAAGUAUUUUGUGAUCAACAACUUCUCCACGAUUAUUGCUUUUGCUGUGGGGGGCAAGUUCAAGCCUGGCAACGGGUUCUCCAUUGUUGGGGCUCACACAGACAGCCCUUGCCUCAAGGUGAAGCCUCGUAGCUGUCGUACCAAGUACGGGUACGUGGGUGUGGGGGUGCAGUGCUACGGAGGGGGGAUAUGGCACACCUGGUUCGACAGAGACCUCAAACUCGCCGGAAGGGCCAUGGUCAAGAAAGAUGGUGGUCUGGUUCAUCGCCUGGUCCACAUUGACGAGCCCAUUCUGCGAGUGCCCAACAUCUGCAUCCACCUUCAGAGGGACCACAAUGACAAGUUUGGACCUAACAAGGAAACCCACAUUAUCCCAGUGCUGGCCACCACUGCACAGGAGAAGUUGGAGGGCAUUCCCAGUGGGGCUGCAAAGGGAGCACUGUGCUCUCAUCACCCUCCGAUGCUCCAGUGGUUGCUAAGCAACCAGCUGAACUGUAAGCCAGACGAUAUCCUGGACUUUGAACUCUUCCUUGCUGACCACCAGCCUGCUACUCUCGGUGGAGCUUUGAAGGAGUUCAUCUUUGCCCCUCGUAUUGACAACCUCAUGAACUGCUACACUGGCCUACAGGGUUUGGUUCAAUCCAUGGACUCUCUGCCUGACGACAAGAACGUCAGGAUGCUCUGUCUCUAUGACAACGAGGAGGUUGGUUCGACGAGCACACAGGGAGCUCAGUCCUCCAUCACUGAGUGGAUACUCAGGAGAAUCAGUGCAGGGGGUUCCCCUGUGGCUUUCGAGGAGGCCAUACCAAAGUCCCUGGUGGUCAGUGCUGACCAGGCACACGCCAUACACCCCAACUACCCGGAAAAGCACGAGGUCAAUCAUCAACCAAUGCUUCACGAGGGUGUUGUGCUCAAGUUCAACGCCAACCAACGCUAUGCCACCACGGCCAUCACAGCCUCCAUCCUACGUGAGGUAGCCUCCAGGUGUGGAGUGCCCCUUCAAGAUGUGGCUGUUCGUAACGACAGUGCUUGUGGCUCCACCAUUGGUCCAAUCAUUUCCGCUGAGCUUGGAGUGAGGACAGUGGAUAUUGGGACCCCUCAGCUGAGCAUGCACUCUAUCAGGGAGAUGUCCUGUACUAGCGGUGUGCACCAGGCGACUAUGCUCUAUAAGGAGUUCUACAAGAGCUUCCCUGAGAUUGAUGACUCCCUUACAGCAGCUUGAAAACAUUUAAUAUUGCUUUUAGCCUAUAAUUGAACUAUAAACUUUAUUGUUAUAAUGUUACGGCACAUUGUUCAGUUGCUCUGAUUAGCUAUUAUAGUCGUUUAAAACUAUUUGCUGCCUUUUGUAUAAAAAUGAAUAAUAAAAAUAAUACAGAUUAUGUUAA